AUGGUGCAAUCAACAAUCACUGAACUAGCUGCGAUAAUUUCGGCAAAUACUGCCAAAAUUGACAAUUACUUGAGCAGCCAAGGUCUAAAGUCUCCAUCAUUCGAUGUUGACGCCCCUACUGAGCCACUCGUCCCUUCAGAUGCUCCUGAACUUGAAGCUGCUCGAUCAGAGCUUAUUGAUGCAACGUUGAUGCUUCAUGACCUCAUUCUUGGACCUAAGGAGUAUUUGAUGAAAUUCACCCAUGAUUGGCUCAUAAGCAUGCAAGCAAUUAGUCGCUUCAAUAUUGCGAAAAGUAUUCCGAUUCAUGAAGAAGUCUCUUAUGCCGAUAUCGCAAAAAGAUGUGGCGUCAAUGAGCUUGACGUCCGUCGUAUUCUUCGUCAUGCCAUGACUUUAAGCCUAUUCAAGGAACCAAAGAGGGGCGUUGUUGCUCACACAGCUGCAUCCAGGAUGAUAGCAGAAGAUCAGCAAAUGGCUGAUUGGGUAGCGACCACCUCUGAUGAGCUCUGGCAAGCCGCAACCCAGACAGUUAACGCUAUGGUGAAGCAUCCGAGAUCCCAAGAGCCAAAUGAGACCGGGUUUGCGCUUGCGAACGGUACGGAUAAAUCUGAGGUUGGUAAUGGUACUAUUGUUGAUGUCGGUGGCUCGCAUGGCUUUGCCUGCACACGACUUGCGAAAGCAUUCCCUGACCUCAACUUUAUUGUUCAAGACCUUCCACCAGUGGUUGAAGCUGGUGCUAAGACUGUCCCCUCGGAGCUUUCAGACAAAAUCAAGUUCAUGGCCUAUGACUUUUUGAAAGAACAGCCUGUCAAGAAUGCGGACAUCUAUUUCUUCCGAUGGAUUUUCCACAACUGGUCUGAUAAAUAUUGCAUUCAAAUACUGCGCAACCAAAUUCCCGCUCUCAAAAAAGGUGCGCGCAUUGUCAUCAACGACAAUGUGCUGCCGGAGCCUGGAACAAUGCCAAGAUGGCGCGAGGAACGUUUGAGAUCCAUGGAUCUCACAAUGUUGGAGUUACAAAACUCGAGGGAAAGAGAAUUGGAAGAUUGGGCUAAACUCUUCGAAGAUGCGGAUCCAAGGUUUACAUUCAAGGGAGGGAAGCAACCUGCUGGCUCUAACCUUUGGAUUUUGGAAGCUGUUUGGGAUGGAGAUUCUACGACUCAAUAG
Molecule: messenger RNA, 1161 nt
Organism: Botrytis sinoallii
Lineage: Eukaryota; Fungi; Ascomycota; Leotiomycetes; Helotiales; Sclerotiniaceae
Exons: 5
Coding region: 1-1161 (386 amino acids)
Molecular function (GO): O-methyltransferase activity
Source: RefSeq, a predicted model, not a curated record